This is a messenger RNA of Spinacia oleracea (spinach), 2262 nucleotides long. RefSeq lists its product as uncharacterized. The record is from RefSeq and is a predicted model, not a curated record. The coding region runs from base 384 to 1667 and encodes 427 amino acids. The transcript has a single exon. NCBI's taxonomy places the organism in Eukaryota, Viridiplantae, Streptophyta, Magnoliopsida, Caryophyllales, Amaranthaceae.
CAAUAAAAUAAAAACAAAUAAAGAAAAUUCAUAAGGAAUUAAGGAGUAUUCAAAGUCUAUAUUGAUGGUUCAAUAAUUUGUUCAUUUAUCAAUAUUUUGAGAUGGACAUAACCAAAUUGCUGACGCAAGAAUCCAAAUUUUGUAACCAAAAAUCAUGAUAAACAAAAUAAACAAAAUCACAAAUUUUCCACACUAGCAGGAAGUCAGUCAUUACACCGGCUACAGUUCGCUGAAUCGCCGUCGCUCCCUCCGCCUAUCACCUCCCUGGCCCCCUCUCUCUCCAUCCCCGCCCAUCAUUUCCGUCCCCCACGGCCACCCUCUCUCUCUCUCCAAUUUUCAGGUAAUUCCAACCUCCAAAACCCAAUCCCCUAAAUUUUAUUGAAAUGAUUCUAUCUCUUCAAAUCUCCUCUGCAAUUCUAUCACCAACACAUCCAUCUUUAUCAUCAUCUACCAUCUUUUUCUCUCCUCCCUUCUUCAACAAACCUCCAUUUUCCAUCUCCUUCCCUCCAAAACCUUCCCCAAUUCAAAUCAUAUCUCUCCCUCUCCACUGCCACAACCACCGCGAAAACCACCACCAUUCUCUCUCCUCCGACAUUGAUAUGGUGCAGACAAGAGAUGGCGUCUUCGCUCCAAAACAAACCAAAGUGGUGGUGUUAUGGGAUUUGGACAACAAACCCCCACGUGGGCUCCCCUAUGACGCCGCUGUAUCCCUCAAAGCCCUCGCCUCCCGCUUCGGAGAGGUUGUCGACAUCUCUGCUUAUGCCAACCGCCACGCUUUCUCUCACCUCCCAGCCCGAGUCCUCGAGGAACGCCGCGAGCGGAGGCAGCUGGAUGUUCUUGAGCGCAAAGGUAUAAUUACCCCAUCUCAGCCUUAUGUUUGUAGUGUAUGUGGUAGAAAGUGUAAGACUAAUCUAGAUUUGAAGAAGCAUUUUAGGCAAUUGCAUGAGAGAGAAAGGCAAAAGAAGCUAAGUAGGAUGAAACAAUUGAAGGGUAAGAAGAGGCAGAAGUUUAAGGAGAGGUAUUUGGAGAAGAAUUAUAAGUUUGAGGAGGCUGCUAGGAGUUUGAUUACGCCGAAAGUUGGGUAUGGGUUAGCUAAAGAGUUGCGGCGAGCAGGGGUUUUUGUUAAGACGGUGGAGGAUAAGCCACAGGCGGCGGAUUGGGCGUUGAAGAGGCAGAUGUUGCAUUCUAUUAGUAGAGGAGUUGAUUGGUUGUUCUUGGUUUCUGAUGAUUCGGAUUUUCGAGAGAUGUUGAGAAGGGCAAGGGAGUCGAACUUAGGGACCGUGGUGGUGGGGGAUCGGAAUGGGGCGUUGGGAAUGAAUGCUGAUCUUUGGGUUCCUUGGAUGGGUGUGGAGAAUGGGGAGGUGAGUGAAAAGGAUUUGGUGCCUAAGAGGAAGGAAGUUGCUGAUUGGGGGGAUGAUGAUAGUUUGAUGAGGGGUGAUGGGUUGUUUUCGAUUUCAGAGUUUGAUGAGCGUGUUGAUGGUACUGAGAGUGGGACUGACUUGGAUAGGAUUGUGGAUGAGCUUGGUCUCCCGAGUAGGAAGCCGAGUGUUGGGAGUGGGAGGUUCUCAAUAUUUUCUGAGGGUGAAGAAGAUGAUGAGGAGUGGCUGGAUGAUGAUGACGAUGACGACGAUGAUGAUGAUGACUAUGACUUCGAAGAUGAAUUGUAGCAAAAAGAGAUAUGAUUAAAUAAUUCAAUUGAUUGGAGAUGCAGCUUUGCUGUGUAUAUAGGUCGGGCCAAAUUAUGAUGGCCUUGAUGGUUUUUCUGAUCUCGUACUUAUUCAGAUUGAACUAUCCAUAUGAGACUUGCUUGGGAUUGACAUUUGACAACCAAGAUUGGUGUUUCUAAUGUGCAAUAUAAGUUCUCAGCUUCGCCAUCAAAGAAAGCUGAUCAAGGUUUCAGGUACCAAAUCACAGAAAAAGUGCUGAUUAUGAUGUCUUUUCUACAGUGACUUGUUUACUGCAUAACACUGUAGGAUAGUAGGGAAGAUUUUCCCUUCAUUUCUGUGCAUUAUGUAUAUGACAAAUUGUGCUGGGUCUUAUUGUUCUUGUCUGACCCAUAUUCACUCCAAUUUCAUUUACGGAGUACUCCGUAUAAAAGUUACUACACAAUACUGAUUUCCAUCAUUGUUUGUCUGGAUGUCAUUACCAGUAUGAAGUCUAUGCACAUAUUAUUCGGAUUGCCUACUGCAAUUUUUGCUUUGAAUUAGGCUGCAAAGAAAUAAUAGAAUCAACCAUAGAAGGGGAUGCUCUUCAUUUUACUGA